This is a messenger RNA of Cornus florida, 1345 nucleotides long. RefSeq names its product protein trichome birefringence-like 41. Bases 6 to 1142 code for a protein of 378 amino acids. NCBI's taxonomy places the organism in Eukaryota, Viridiplantae, Streptophyta, Magnoliopsida, Cornales, Cornaceae. The transcript has 5 exons. Gene Ontology annotation, cellular component: Golgi apparatus. Gene Ontology annotation, molecular function: O-acetyltransferase activity. The record is from RefSeq and is a predicted model, not a curated record.
UCCAAAUGGGUCAUGCGUUUCAAAAAAUAAGCUCUCUUGCAUGCUCUGUUUUUGUGCUUUCAUGUCUUCACCAGUUAUGUUGUGCUAAACAAGUGGAGCAUUUUGGUAACAUAAAACGAUCAGAAUUGGACGGCUGUGAUUUCUUCCAAGGGAGUUGGGUUUAUGAUGAUACGUAUCCUCUCUACAAUAAGUCCAUCUGUCCGUUCAUUGAGCCACAGUUCGACUGCGAAGGCAACGGACGCCCAGAUAAACUCUAUCUCAAAUACAAAUGGAAGCCCAAUGCAUGUGAAUUGCCAAGAUUUAACGGCCUGGAUUUCUUGACGAAGAUGAGGGGCAAGAAAAUAUUGUUUGUAGGGGACUCCCUCAGUCUUAAUCAAUGGCAGUCACUAGCAUGCAUGCUGCAUGCUGCAGUGCCCCAAUCAAACUUCACCAUUGGCAAGAAAGGCAUUCUCUCCAUGUUUAUGUUACCAAAUUAUAAUAUUUCAGUGAUGUUAAAUCGGAAUGAAUUUCUAGUGGAUCUAGUCAAAGAGAAGAUAGGAGUGGUUCUAAAGCUAGAUUCCAUCAACAUUAGUGGCAAAGCAUGGAAAGGCUUCGACAUGCUCAUCUUCAAUACCUGGCACUGGUGGCUCCACAAUGGAACCAUUAAACCAUGGGACUACAUUCAAAUAGGAGAUAAGCUAUACAGAGACAUGGAUCGUUUGGCUGCUUUUAAGGAGGGACUAACUACAUGGGCGAAGUGGGUGGACUCUAAUAUUGAUCCUAAAUUCACUCAAGUAUUUUUUCAAGGCAUCUCUCCUACCCACUUCAAUGGUAACGAAUGGAAUGAACCAAAGGCAACUUGUGUGGGACAAACCCAACCACUAACUGGUUCAAUAUAUCCCGGUGGUUCAAUACCCGCGGCGGAGGUGGUGAAAAAUGUGAUUAGGAACAUGGUGAUGCCGGCCAAAUUGCUCGACGUGACGACACUUUCAGAGCUAAGAAAAGACGGACAUCCAUCCACUUAUGGCAUCGCUGGGAAGAGGGGAAACGAUUGUAGCCAUUGGUGUCUCGCUGGUGUCCCUGAUACUUGGAAUCAACUCUUAUAUGCAAUGUACAUUAAUGGUACCGUACGCCAAGAAGAUAAAUUUAAUUAUCAGCUAUAAAUUAAUUAAUUAAUUUAUCAAUUUGUAGCAUGUAAACUUCAAUGGCUGAGAAAAUACAAGUGUUGCAUUAGUUAAGGUGAGGCUAUUAUGAUUUAUUAGUUGUUGACAUUCUUAGGUGGAGAUGUGGUACCUAUUUGACUUUAUUUUCUGUGUAUGGUUAAUGGGGAAAAUUUAUGAUAUGUCAUAUAGUAUUUUCUUUUUCA